Penicillium roqueforti is the source of this 1923-nucleotide messenger RNA. RefSeq lists its product as uncharacterized. The coding region runs from base 1 to 1923 and encodes 640 amino acids. Gene Ontology annotation, molecular function: catalytic activity. The record is from RefSeq and is a predicted model, not a curated record. The transcript has a single exon. NCBI's taxonomy places the organism in Eukaryota, Fungi, Ascomycota, Eurotiomycetes, Eurotiales, Aspergillaceae.
AUGAGCGGCAAUAAAUUCCCCGUCGAUCUCAAGCUGUUCAAGCAACUGAAGCUUGACCCGAAGACCGCACAGCUAUCAGCCCAGCAAAAGAGCGACUUGCUACACAACAUCAACAUUUUCAGAGAUGCCAUCAUUGCCUUUACAGCGACGGGCGCUGCCCGUGGAGUUUCGGGCCACACUGGAGGUCCCUUCGAUACAGCACCAGAAGUCUGCAUUUUGCUUGCUUUCAUAAACGCGAACCCCAGCAAAUGGGUCGACGCUCUGUAUGACGAGGCUGGCCACCGUGUCGCCACACAAUACUUGCUGGCCGCCCUGGACGGCAAGAUUGAGCCUGAUCACCUGCUGGAAUAUCGUGCUGCUGGCUCCCACCUUCCCGGCCACCCCGAGCUCGGUCUCACCCCCGGCAUCAAGUUUAGCUCCGGUCGUCUGGGCCACAUGUGGGGUAUGGUCAACGGCAUUGCUAUGGCCAACCAGGAUAAAAACGUGAUUCUGUUGGGCUCUGAUGGAUCCCAGCAAGAAGGAAACGAUGAUGAGGCAGCACGCAUUGCCGUGGCUAAAAAUCUGAACGUGAAGCUCUUCAUCGAUAACAACGAUGUCACAAUUGCUGGACACCCUUCGGAUUACCUCAAGGGCUUUGAUGUUGCUGGGAACCUUAAGGGACAUGGCUUGAAGGUCCUUAGCGCCCAGGGCGAGAAUAUCGACGCCCUAUAUGGCGCUAUGUGCGAAGUCAUCAACCAUGACGGACCCGCCGCUGUUGUUGUCAACCGCAAGAUGGCUCCUGGAAUUGAGGAAAUUGAGGGACAAUGCAAGGCGCACGAUGUUAUUCCCGUCGACAUUGCUCGCAAAUACCUCACUGGGCGCGGCUAUAGCCAGGAGCAGCUUGCUUUCUAUGAUAAUAUCAAGCCUGGCUCAAACCCCCACACGUACAAGGGUUCGACCAAAGACAAGGGCUCGAACCGCAACAUUUUCGGCGAAGCCGUGAAUGAUAUUCUUGACAAAUUGAGCAAGGAGGAGGCUAAGCGUCGUGUCAUGGUUAUUGACUCCGACUUGGCAGGCUCCACCGGCCUGAAGGCUAUCAGCGCCAAGCACCCCGAAUCCUUUAUCGCAUCUGGUGUCAUGGAGCGCGGCAAUUUCUCUGCUGCCGCUGGCUUUGGGUUCCGCAGCAAUGGAGAGAGACAAGGUGUCUUCUCUACCUUCUCUGCCUUCCUGGAGAUGUGCAUCUCCGAGAUCACCAUGGCUCGCCUGAACGACUGCACCGUCCUGUCGCACUUCUCUCACAGCGGUGUCGACGAGAUGGCCGACAACACCUGCCACUUCGGUCUGAACCACUUCUUCGCCGAUAAUGGUCUGAUGGAUGCCGAGACUACCACCCUGUACUUCCCUGCCGAUGGCGAGCAGAUGAAGGCCGUAGUCAAUGAGGUCUUCUGGAACAAGGGCCUGCGCUUCAUCUUCUCCACUCGUUCCAAGGUCCCUUACAUCUUGAAGGAGGGCACCGACCAGAAGCUCUUUGGAGAGGGCUACAAGUUCGUUCCUGGCAAGGAAGAAGUCAUUCGCAAGGGCUCCGCUGGUUACAUCGUCUCAUACGGUGAUAUGCUCUACCGCUCGCUUGAUGCCGUCGAGAACCUGCGUGCGGAGGGCCUUGACGUUGGUCUGAUUAACAAGCCAACUCUCAACAUUGUCGAUGAGGAGACCAUCAAGUUGUAUGGCUCCUCGCCAUUCGUCCUGGUUGUUGAGUCGAUUGCGCAGAAGACUGGUCUCGGCUCUCGCCUGGGUACCCAACUCCUUGAGCGCAAUUUGACCCCCAAGUUUAAGUCUCUGGGUGCUAACAAGGAGGGCUGCGGUGGUCUGUACCAGCAAGUCAAUGCUCAGGGCCUUGGACCAGAGCAUAUCAUCGCUGCGGUCAAGCAGGUGGCUGGAAAAUAA